This is a messenger RNA of Penaeus indicus, 751 nucleotides long. RefSeq lists its product as uncharacterized. Lineage: Eukaryota; Metazoa; Arthropoda; Malacostraca; Decapoda; Penaeidae. The record is from RefSeq and is a predicted model, not a curated record. Bases 38 to 451 code for a protein of 137 amino acids. The transcript has 2 exons.
AACAAAUCCUCUUAUACCAACCCUCAAGUAAACAAAAAUGUACGCAGCCAUCCUGAAGGCGACGCUCCUGGCAGUGCUGCUGGGCGUGAGUGCCGCUCGGCCCGACAAAGCCCCCGUGGCCGCGGCCGCUCCGGCCGUGGGAGCGGCGGGAGCCACGCCGAACCAGAGGUUCCUUCCGGGACUCGAUCACCUCCUCUUGAAGCCCCUAUUCGGACUCUUCGGCGGAGGACACGGCGGAGGCUACGGAGGACUCGGCGGAGGCUUUGGAGGACUCGGCGGAGGCUUUGGAGGACUCGGCGGAGGCUACGGAGGAGGCUACGGAGGGGGCUAUGGAGGAGGCUACGGAGGAGGCUACGGAGGGGGCUACGGAGGAGGCUACGGGGGCUACCCAUAUGGCGGGUACUCUGGCGGCUUUGGCCAUACUGGGGGCUACUCUCCCUACUACGGCUGAGCGCGAUGGAGACGACGAGGAAGUCUGAUAUAUAUAUUUCUAUAUAUAUUUUGCAAUGCGGUGAUUACUAAUAAUAUUAAUAAUUUAUAACCGAGUGUAAAAGAGUUCAUAUGAGAGCGUGUGUUGGAAUAAAAGGGGCCUUAAUCGGUCUCUUGAAGUCCAUGCGUAUGAUUGUCAAGAAAUAUAUUUAUAUGAACAUGUCAGAGACUCGUUUUAGUUGUCAUCCUACGGAAGUCGAUAUCCCGUCUCUCUCUCUCUCUCUCUCUCUCUCUCUCUCUCUCUUUCUUUCUCUCUCUCUCU